GCCAUGGUGCCAAGUCUGGCGGCUACCUCGGCUACAUGUAAUCACGGGCUUUGCUAUGCUGCUUCUGGGAAACCAAAAUGACCAGGAAUGAAACGUGUUUGCUUCUUGGAGCAACUGGCGUUGGGAAAACGCUGUUGCUGAAACGUCUACAAAAGAUCAGUUUACAUGGAUUAGGUGAACUAGGGUCACCUCCUUCUACUCUGCCUACAGUAGGAACCAAUCUGACAGACCUGACACUGAAGAAGAAGAAGGUGACAGUGAGAGAGCUGGGAGGCUGCAUGGGCCCUAUAUGGCCCAGUUACUUCAAAGACUGCGCCUCUGUCAUUUUUAUGGUGGACUCAGCCAACAUCGCUCAAGUAUCCUCCUCCUGUAUCCAGCUGCUGUCAGUACUCUCUGCUGAGCCUCUGUGCAGUGCCUCUGUGCUUAUUCUCUUCAACAAGAGGGACGUGCCCUGCACUAUGAGUCUUAUAGAGAUAAAGUCACUGUUCAGAAUGGAUGACAUCAUUGCAUCUGCUACUCAGCCAAUCACAACACUGGAACUCAGUGCCCGAUCUGGACAGGGACUUCAGGAGGUGCUCAGUUGGCUAGAGUCCACCACAGUCAAGUGAUCCAUCAUAUGCUUGUUCCUGAAAAAGUGACACUGCUGUUUGAAAAAUGGUUUCAAGCCUUUUGGCAAAAGAUGUCAGUAUCCUCAGUGUGCAAAGACGGUUUACACACCAGUUGUAAGAGGAUGUAAUUAUGUGCUUAGUGUUGGACUCACUGAAAAAAUGGCAAGACAUGACAAGAGAAACUGUUGUAUCUUAAGUACCAUAUAAAAUAUGGUGACUCCUCAUUAGGGAAAAUGGGGGAGGUGAUGUAUUAGUGAUAUCAUGGCAGGAUGGGAUGUUUGUGAGGUAGGUCAUUUUAACAUUUAUUAAAUCAACACUACUGUAGGUCUUAUCUGCAUCUACUGGUCACUUUUACUAAAUAAAUUCCAAAUAGACAAACA
Molecule: messenger RNA, 988 nt
Organism: Seriola aureovittata
Lineage: Eukaryota; Metazoa; Chordata; Actinopteri; Carangiformes; Carangidae
Gene: arl16
Product: ADP-ribosylation factor-like 16
Exons: 5
Coding region: 78-608 (176 amino acids)
Molecular function (GO): GTPase activity; GTP binding
Source: RefSeq, a predicted model, not a curated record